Oreochromis niloticus (Nile tilapia) is the source of this 2556-nucleotide messenger RNA. RefSeq names its product sterile alpha motif domain-containing protein 3. The transcript is spliced from 8 exons. Bases 360 to 1763 code for a protein of 467 amino acids. Lineage: Eukaryota; Metazoa; Chordata; Actinopteri; Cichliformes; Cichlidae. The record is from RefSeq and is a predicted model, not a curated record.
UAUUGAUUUAAGCAUAUAUUUUAGUGUUUUUAUUUUAUUUUUUAUUAUUUUCAUUGCUGUUGUUGUUUUUGUAUUCCCUGAACCCCUCUUAUUUUUAAGCUGCUUUAAGAACAAUGAAUUUAUUUGAAAGAAAAAAAGUAAAAAUGCAUUUAAACAUUUUUUUAAGAGAGUGUUUUUUUUUAAGUAUAACUAUUUGGAUGAAUUGCAAAAAAGCACCCUUAUUGAACUCGGAGUGCGAGUUGAGCCCAUCCUCACAACAUCAAACAAAAAGUAGAUGAAGAAACUCAACGAAUAGCUGGUGGAUUCUAGAACUUUCUGUAAAUGCAGCAGGUGCCAUUUUGUUUUAUCAAUGGACGGAGAUGGAUUACGAACUUGCAAGUCCUGGUGUGCUCUGUUCACUUUCAACCGAGGAACGCUUAACAAAAAUACAAGAGUGGGGCUUAGAUGUCACCGAAGCUGAAGCUCAGCGUUUCAGAGACAAUGAGGUUGAUGGUGACACAGUUGACUGCGGUCUUACUGAGACUAUGGUUGCAUACCUUUUCCAAGGAUCCUUCAAAAAGCAGGUUAAAUUCAACCAAUUUGUGUCAAGGAUGAAGGAAUCUUCAGUGACGCUGACUCUACAGACUGUCUCUCCAGAAGACUGGCAACCAUCUACUUCGUCAACUUCAAUAAGCAAUGAAAAUACUUUGAGACUGCCAGCCUCUUUUGAAAUUCCAAGAUUUCCCAAAAAUCUGCAACUAAAACUGGACAACAAAGAACCGUGCCAUAAAAAUCCAAGGGACAGACACACAAUAAUCAGAGUUCUAUAUGAAGCUGUGGCACAGUAUACUAUGUAUCCCACAAAUUCUGAAUAUGUGCAAGCUGUGAAGACGCUGGUAAUGAAGUAUCCUUUCCUCAAGGAUCGUGAGGGAAAUGGUUAUGGACCAUGCGUCCAAGGAGAGGAUUUAUUAUCCAUAGACGCCCACUUAAAGGUCUUACAGUGCCAAUAUCAGAAGAUGCAACCAGAUACCAUGGUGGUUCAUAACCGUAUGCAGCAAACGUUUGCUUGGUGGCAAAAAGAAAUUGCAGAUGGUAUGCCUGUGGAGGAUGUGUUGAAGAAGUACCCCUUCUUAGGGAUGCCUACUGGUCUGUGCAACGAACUCGGGUGGAUCCAACCAACAACGGGUAAUGUAAGCCAGCGAUUUCGUGAAGGGCUCUCAUGUGUUGCAGCAAAGGUGAUUGACCUUACACGAGGGAAAACCCCACUCUACCAGCUCUACCUUGAUGCAAGAGAAGAGGCUCUCACUGAUGACCUACCAGAUCUUGACACAAGGGCUGCACUUUUAUUCCUGCCAUACGUCUUCAAGGAGAAACUGGAUCUCUUUGUCAUACUUGGAGAGGUUCAUCCUAAAACCCCCUAUCCAACUGUUCAGCUACUUCAUGAAGACUGGAAACCAGUGUUCUCCAGAAGCGCUCCAAACAUUGUGAAGUUGGAUGGCAGUGAAGUGUGCAGAACCUCGUGUAUUUUUGAAGGAAUCAUCUCUUCUUUCUGCUUGUAUUUUGUCUUCAACCUUGCUUACCCAAAACAUCUGAAGAACACCCUGAUUUUUCUCCAAAAGUACAUUGUGAAAAUAGAUGAGGGUGAGGACCGGCCUCUGCCAAUCACAGUCACCAGUACAGUUAUCAGAGAGACUUCAGAGUGUUGGUAUUGUUGGAUCAGCAUCUCAAAAGUGGUGCCUGUUCAGAUUGCUGCCAUUUCUGAUGGCAGACCGUGUGCCACCUAAUUGUAAAUAUUGGCAUGUUUUUCUUCUAUGUCGUGAAAUAACAGAGAUUGUAAUGGCUAAAAAAGUGCGAAAAGAGAAUAUUUUAUUGUUGAAGUUGCUUGUCCAUGAGUUUCUCACAAAACUGAAAAGUGUAUUUGGGGAUGUAAUUACACUGAUUGAAAUGUUCGGCCCUCUACGUUUGUUAUGGUGUAUGAGAUUUGAAAGUAAGCACCAGUAUUUCAAAACGUUGUCCCGCAAUUGUAGAACUUUUAUGAACAUUGCUACAACUUUGAGCAACAGACAUCAGUUCAGACAGUGCUGGGAGUUUUCUAACAAAAGUUUACUUGGUGAAUUUGAAAAUGUUUUUGGAAAAAGUGUGACUACACCAUUUUUGUCAUUACCACUGGAACUGCAACAAGCACUGACAGUCUAUUGUGGCUUUUCUGAAGUUGAUAGUGCUAAGAAAGCUUUCCAGCGUGUGUCAGAAGUAAUUGUGAACAGUGUCAAAUACUGUGUAAGAGAUGUGUUUGUCAUUGAUGUACUGCAUUCAGAGAAGAUUCCUCUGUUCUGGCAAAUUAAGUACAUAUUUAAUAUUGACACAAUGUGGGUCUUUUGUGGAAAAAUUCUCAUUCCUCUGUUAUAUGACAACCAUUUUCAUUCAUACAGUGUUAGAGUUGAUAGUGAAUGGAUGUUGCUAAAACCUGGACAGGAAAUUGAUGUUGCAGCUUAUGACACAUACUCUGUUGAUAACAGUUUGUAUGUAACAGUUAAGCAAUGUAUUUAAGAAGGUAAUAAAUGUGACAAGUAUUUUUGA